Molecule: messenger RNA, 609 nt
Organism: Paracoccidioides brasiliensis Pb18
Exons: 4
Coding region: 1-609 (202 amino acids)
Source: RefSeq, a predicted model, not a curated record
AUGGAGGUGCCCAUAUUCUCCUCAAAAUUUUGCGAGGGAUUACACUCACGGCUUGGUGAAAGCCCAUUUCUACAGUUACCGCUUGACACAGUUCGGGAUCAGCGGAUAUUUGUGUACAAGUACAUGAAUGAUGACUUUUUGAGCCUUGUUAGAAAGCAAAUACUCAUGAAAGCCAGGAAGCAGAUUCUAAAAGCCAAUAUCAAAUCUGACAAUAUCAUGAUCAAUUACCGCGGUACUGGUACAGAGACCAUUAUUGAGCAGGUUCAGAUCAUUGACCUUGAAAACUCAGCUUAUCUCCCUAAAGAGAGGUGUAUCAUAGGGAUCAAGCCAUCUGACAUCUUCUCAUUUACAGCUGUGGCAACGUCAGGUUUCUUUUUGGGGGAUCGACAAGAAUUGAACGGGCUCAUGACACACCUUGGUGAUGAGGGAGUCAACUGCGAGGUCCUUGGAUAUCUUUGGGAUGAUCGGGUGGUAGACUAUCGUUGCUACAAGUCAUUCUCAGAGUGGCCGAAUGUUUAUGACGACAAGUUCGAGAAUCUCAUCCAUAGAAUGACGAAUUUGGAUCUUCAAAAACGGGCAACAGCGCGCGAAAUGUUGGAGCACCCCUGA